AUGUUUGCUGAAAAGGCUAUUGACGGUAAUCGAGGUCUCCAGCAGUUGGAUACGGGAUGUUCCUCAACCCUUAAUCAGACUAACCCAUGGUGGAGAGUGGAUCUGGCUCAUAUUUAUAAAGUUAGUAGAGUGGUGGUCACCAACAGAAAUGAGCUGUACACAAAUAAAUGGAGCAGAGAUUCGCAUCGGAAACUCUUUGGAGAACAAGGCAACAACAAUCCCAUAUGUGCCAUUAUUCCUGCUAUUCCAGCAGGUGAGUCCUUUGGCUACUCGUGCGGUGGGAUGGAGGGACGUUACGUGAAUCUGAUCAUUCCUGGAGACAUGAAGAUACUCACUCUGUGUGAGGUGGAGGUUUUUGGAAAAGGUAUGCUUGAGUCAAAGUAUUUGAUCUCCAAGCAAAGCUUGGUGGAGAAACUCUUGUUGGCAACCACAGAGUUGGCAUCUGCUCUGGCUGACAGAGGAGUCACAAACGUGACACUGAGUUGGUUUCAAACCCCUGAACGGGUGAUUCAGAAGGAGAACGCUCCUAAAAGAAAUUGGGCAUCAAGAGGAACUGUUAUACAGUCAUCAACAUCUGCUGACAUGUUUGCUGAAAAGGCUAUUGAUGGUAAUCGAGGUCUCCAGCAGUUGGAUACGGGAUGUUCCUCAACCCUUAAUCAGACUAACCCAUGGUGGAGAGUGGAUCUGGCUCAUAUUUAUAAAGUUAGUAGAGUGGUGGUCACCAACAGAAAUGACUGCUGUACCGAACAAAUAAAUGGAGCAGAGAUUCGCAUCGGAAACUCUUUGGAGAACAACGGCAACAACAAUCCCAUAUGUGCCAUUAUUCCUGCUAUUCCAGCAGGUGAGUCCUUCAGCUACUCGUGCGGUGGGAUGGAGGGACGUUACGUGAAUCUGAUCAUUCCUGGAGACAUGAAGACACUCACUCUGUGUGAGGUGGAGGUUUUUGGAAAAGGUCCUGUUUUAAAUAGAUCAAUUGUAAAAAUGAUGUUUAACUCCAGAGCUGAUUUGACUGAACUGACAAUGAAAGAAAAAAUUAUUAUGCAGUUGGCAUCUGCUCUGGCUGACAGAGGAUUCACAAACUUGACAGUGAGUUGGUUUCAAACCCCUGAACGGGUGAUUCAGAAGGAGAACGCUACGAAAAGUUGA
Cyprinus carpio (common carp) is the source of this 1146-nucleotide messenger RNA. RefSeq lists its product as uncharacterized. The coding region runs from base 1 to 1146 and encodes 381 amino acids. The transcript is spliced from 9 exons. The record is from RefSeq and is a predicted model, not a curated record. NCBI's taxonomy places the organism in Eukaryota, Metazoa, Chordata, Actinopteri, Cypriniformes, Cyprinidae.